CCUGGCCCCACCCCUAGUGCCCAAGAAGUCAGUAAAAUCGUAUUUCCUGCCCGAAGGUUUUUUUUAGAAAAUCUGUUUUUUCAGUAGUUCGUUCUACGUAUGGUUUUUCUGGAUAUUUUGUAGCCUUGUGAGUCUAAAGCAUAAUCAUGGAGGAAGGAUGGGAUUCGGACAGUUUUGCAGCCAAAAUCGAUCUCGCCAUUAAGUCAAAUAAAUGGGAAGGCGAAGAUGAAGAAGAAGAGGUUAAGGAUAGUUGGGAAGACGUGGAAGAGGAAAAAAAAGAUGUAGAGAAACCAGCCGAAGCUCCAAAGGUUAAAAAUAAACCUAAGAAGACGUUAGCCGAUAAGAUCGAAGAACGCGAGAAAAAAGCACGCGAAGAAGCCGAGAAAAAAAGUAAGGAGAAGGAGCAGAUUUUGUCGCCUGAGGAGAGACGAGCCGAACAGUUGAGACAACAGAGGCUGCAGGAAGAGGCCGACUUACGGUUGGCGAUGGACACUCUGGGUAUAAUGGAAACAACGAAGGGUCUGGAUGCGAUGAUCCCGGAUACAAAGGAAGAAUUCGACCAGUUUGGUGAUGCGCUCAUUUGCAAAAUCAAUACGAUGAAUAAACACGCAGAAUUCACAGCAUUUGCGGAAGAUUUAAUAAAAAAUAUUGCAGUUCAGUUGUCUGCUGCAUCAUUGAGAAAAGUCAAAACAAUAAUUGAUAAUCUCGCAAUCGAGAAAGGAAAAUUGGAAAAGGGCGACAAGAAGAAGAAAGGAAAAGGAAAGGCGAAAUUGAGAGUGGAAGGAGAAAAUACGAUUGUGAACGAAUACGAAGAUUAUGGAUUUGAUAAUGAAUAUGACGACUUUAUGUAGCGACUUUAAUUCUCUUUCCAUCAUCUAGUCGCCAAAAACAUUCUCAACAAUAUUUAACUCGCAGUUACAUUCAUUAAGAUAAAAAAAAAAGUUGUUGCGUUAUUCAAUUUGUAACUUAGUUCACUAAGUUUGUUAAUUUAGAAUUUGUGAAAUGAAAAGAAAAAAAAGGAGGAAUCAGAACCAGUGAAUUUCGCUUGUAUCGAAUUAAAAUCACUGCAAAUUUUAUGAAAAUUUACGAUAUUGCUUGCUGAUUUAAUGUUUUUCAUUAUGAUUGCCGUUUUAUUGUCUCUCGAUUUAAAUGUCGAUUUUUGCCUUCGCAGAAUAUUCAAGAAGUUAGUUGUUUUUUUUCUUCAAUUUACAUUGCCGUGAUUUAAAUAAUUAUUUUAGAUUUUGAAGAAAAAAAAAUGGUAAAAGUAAGAAAUAAUUAAUAAUUAAUGCCAAAAUAUGUGAUUUUGAAAGCCGGAAUGAUAUUUUUUCCGUGUGAAAGUCUGUGUUUUUCUUCGAUUGUCAGUAUCUCUCUCAACGACGACAGCUGUUGUGGAAUUAAAAUUCUAAUUCAUAUAAACCGAUUAACAUUUUACUUGCAUAUGUAUAUAAACGCUCGCGUGCGUGCGUGCAUCCACACAAGUAUGAUAGGAUGUAAGUGGGUUUUAAAGAUUAUAUUCCUAAAUAAAGGUUGGUUGUAAAGAUA
Molecule: messenger RNA, 1542 nt
Organism: Belonocnema kinseyi
Lineage: Eukaryota; Metazoa; Arthropoda; Insecta; Hymenoptera; Cynipidae
Gene: eIF3j
Product: eukaryotic translation initiation factor 3 subunit J
Exons: 6
Coding region: 147-851 (234 amino acids)
Cellular component (GO): cytoplasm; eukaryotic translation initiation factor 3 complex
Molecular function (GO): translation initiation factor activity
Source: RefSeq, a predicted model, not a curated record